This is a messenger RNA of Glossina fuscipes, 2320 nucleotides long. RefSeq names its product DNA replication factor Cdt1-like. NCBI's taxonomy places the organism in Eukaryota, Metazoa, Arthropoda, Insecta, Diptera, Glossinidae. The record is from RefSeq and is a predicted model, not a curated record. Bases 124 to 2211 code for a protein of 695 amino acids. Gene Ontology annotation, molecular function: DNA polymerase binding; DNA binding. The transcript is spliced from 3 exons. Gene Ontology annotation, cellular component: nucleus. Gene Ontology annotation, biological process: mitotic cell cycle; DNA replication checkpoint signaling; DNA replication preinitiation complex assembly.
GGAGGGAAAAUUUGCGAGCAAGUAUUUAAGUGAUGGGCUUUGCAGUGUGUUUCUCCGAUGUUCAUCUACUUGAAGUUGUAAACUUAAUUAUUAUAAAACACAGCAAGUGAGAAAGGAAUAAUAAUGGCGCAAUCUUCAAUAACAUCAUAUUUUUCAACUCGUAAAAGAGCCGUAGCUGAGGAUAUUAUUAACACAAAGACACGGAAUGUUGACAGUGAGCUGCAGAAAUAUUAUGAUGUGCCAAACCUUAAGCAGCAAACGGGAAUGCGCACCCGUUCUGGACGUGUGAUUAAACGCACUGGCUUUCAAGAUACCAUUGAAAUAACGGAGUGUCAUGUUUCUCCUCGCAAAAUAAGCAAAGUUGAAGGAGUAAGCAAAGAUCAGAAAAAGGUUCCGAUAUUCUCAAAAAAAGGUUGUUUGUCGCCAAGAACGACCGUGAGAACUGUUGCCAAGAGUAAACAGAAAUUGAAUGAAAUAGCACUCUGCCCUGCCAACACCAUAUCGGCAACAGAUUCAGCAACGAAAAAUGAUGCCUUUCCUAAUGAAAAGUCUCUUAGGACACCUACCAAGCAGGUUAUAAAAAUUUGUGGGCCACCAAAACCAGUGGAAUCGAAGUUGCUGGUUAAGAAGGAACUUAAUUACGAUGAGAUUAACAAAAAAAUAUCGAAAAGCGUUAAAUUGCAAGAGCUUAAGGCUUCGCUCAAAAGAAUACAAGACAUUGAAAAAACACGCAAGAUUCAAGAAGAAAGGGGACGAGCAGUGCCUUCAAAAAAAAUCUCAGUCGCGCAGUUAAAGGAAUUUGACAUCAGUCAAUUGGAAGUGUUUAGUAGCCCCUCCAAAAUGUUGAAGACACCUACUAAUACGCCGCCAUCGACACCCGGUAAAAAUGAGCUUAUGUCAACACGCCAUACCGACGUUUCAAAAAGUCUUCUAUUUAGUCCUUCUAAGGACGAUUCACCUUCCAAGAUGGUUGUAGUGCCGGCAUAUCAGCGUUUUCUGAAUUUGACUAAAGUUGAGAAAUAUGACCAACUAUACUUACCAUUUAAAUAUCGUCAUUUAUUGGAGAUUUUCAAAGGUUUGGACACAGUUUGCGCUAUGUUUCAUAAUCGAAAGGAAUGCAUUACAUUCAAGAAACUAAAACCAACGGUACAGCGAAUGUUACGUAAAAAUUUCAAUGAAAAACAUCUGGCUCAAAUCAAAACUAUUUCACCGGACGCUUACACAUUCACCCAAACGAAAAUGCGUAAUUAUGGAUCUACAUCUAAGGCUGAUUACUUUCAGUUGGUCAUAACACCGAAACUUAGAAAUGUGGCUGAACCGCAAACAUUGUGUAAAGUUGACGAAAAUGAUAUAUUGGUCGCGGCGGAAAAUAGUGCCAUGAAUCCACAAAUAAUAACCCAACGCUUGCAACAUUUUCACUUUGGACUAUUACAACGAGUAAAAGACGAACAUGAUAAAUUUUUGAAAUCAUUAAAUCCACCGCUUUCCAUACCCAAAGGAAAAGUUACACGUUGGCAUCCAGAUUUUGAUUUAGAAAAUUGUCCAGAUAUUGAAUUAGCACAUUUGCCGCAACCACCAAACGUGCAAAAGUAUUCUUCGGCUAAAGAUAUUUUGUUGACAAGUCGUAAUUUAUUUCAUAGCAACAUUCGUGAAGGAAAGGUAGUGGAAUUCGAUGAGAAUAAACUGAAUCAAACCGAAGAAACAAUAAAUCUUACCAAACAGCAAGGUUUCAAUGAUAACAGCAACGCUGAGACAGGAAUUGAGACAAAAGAAGAAAAUAAAACAGCGGAUCCUGUAAAAACUACUGAUUUACUGAAAGGCAUUCCCAAAGCGUUGUUGGAUAAAAUUCGGGCCAAGGAGGCAGCAAAUGCAAUAGAGGCGAUGACUCGACGACCUUCGCAAACUCAGGAAGCUGCGCAGUAUUCACGUCUACCCGAGCUGGCACGUUAUUUGCGUAAUGUUUUUGUCACUGAACGUAAAGGAGUUUUAACUCAGGAAUUUAUUAUUAAGAAAGUUCAAAAUAGUUUUCGAGCUUGUCUCAGUUCACAAGAGAUACAGCAUCAUUUACAAUUGAUAGCCAAGGAAAUGCCAACAUGGUUAGCGUUUCAUGACGUUCGUAAAACUAUGUAUUUGAAGAUCAACAAGGAAAUGGAAUUGGCUGAAGUGAUCGAACGUCUAGAGUCCGUGGCAAACGGCAAAUGUAAAAUUUAGUAUAACAUUGAAGAAGUACUGAAUGAUAACUUAAUUUGACUUAAAUGUUUUAUGUUUUAUUUUCAUUUGUCUUCAUUCUACCAUAAUGAGCAUUAAAUUUGCGCAAGCA